UCUAUAGUGAAGUCAGGCGUCUGGAUAAUGUUUUAUAGAAUUUGCCUCAGAGAAUAGGUCAAUCAAGGCGGAAAUAGAUUUGCGGUGGUGUAUUUACAUUGUGCUAUGUACCGUACUCAAACUAUAUGCUCCUUUUGAUAUUAGACUUUCAACGGAGGCAGAUAUGUUGUAUAGAUUUUCAUUCAACUGUUACUUUGGUUUACUCGUGUAGCAUAAUGGCCGUUCUGUAGCAGUACCAAACAAGACAUUUCUAUCAUGUGUUCCUUUAACUGCCUUGUCCUCGAUUUUUUAUAUACCGACGACGUUUAGCCACUGUCCGGAUGACUGCGAACAUAGUUGAGCAUUCUGUAAGCAUAGAUUUCAAACAGUUCAUUGAGGAAAACGCUGACAGACUUCCCCUUCAUUUUGAAAUAGAUGAGGGAAUUUAUGGAAGCGUGCUGGGGGGAGCGAGGGAUUUCUCAGUGGGGGAAAAAUAUCGUUUGGAAUCAAUCGACCACCUCGUAAACGUUACAUUUUCGGAAGCAUACAGUAUAUCUAGUGAGCGUGGACUUAUUACUAUUCCUUUGGAAUUUAAUGGUUUCUUCCGAUUAAUACCGGAUAGGAAAGGUGGUAAUAGAUCAUUUAAAACAAUGAAAGAAAUAGCAUCUGAUCUACCUUGCAUUGCAUAUCCCACACACGAUAUUAAAAUUAAAGAUACUUCAAUUCCAAAAGGAACUGAAAUGGAAUUUACUAAGAGAGUUCAGUUCAAACCACAGGAAAACGUUUAUCUUCUUUGCAAGUGUCACUAUGGUUCCCCACAGAAGGCUAAGACGAACCAUCUUCUUGGAAUUGAUACUAAAGCCAAUUUUGAACAAGCUGAAAAGUUGUAUACUUUGAAAGAAUUACUACACAAAAUGCCAGUUAAGGCGUUUUACGUCUCUAAAACCCUCGGAUAUGAGAGCGAGAAAAUACCAGGCCUACCAGAAAACUUUAGCGACCCAUUGUUUCUUUCGAAAGUUGACGUGGGGAUUUGUCGACCAGUUGUUGACACAUCGGUGACUAUUCGAAUACCCGCAGAAACAGAAUUAACUGUUAAAAAAAUCAAUUUAUUGGAUGAUCACUUUAAUCCCACUAGAAAUAUUCAGGAUAUAAUAAAACAUGAAAUAAUCUUUCCGAUAUGUGUUGAAGUAGUAGAUUUUGAUGAUGCAUUAAGAAUCAGCACCAUUCUACGCGACUUGCAGCCAGACCAAUUACUGAUAGUUGAGGCAGUUGACGAAGUCGAAAAAGUACUUACAAAAGGAAAAGGAAGAUAUUUUACCGUUCCGACAGAGAACUAUAAAGGAAAAUUUAAGAUGGUACCUAACGUAUUUCAAACUGCGGAUGAGAUAUGGCAAGAACACUACACGAAGAAAGUACGUGUGAUGGAAGAUUACAUUGUAUCUAGCCCGCAUAUAGACUCGAUAUUUGCCGGAGAUGUGCUAACUGCUAAAGAGAUGAAAGUAAUAUCCUAUGAACAGCAGGAAUGCGAAGUAAUUAUUUGUUCUCGUGAAUCUGCAAUUCCGGAACUUCCUACACUCGUUCGUAUUCCUUCAUAUGCUCUGGGUGGCUUUGAAGAGGUAGACUACCAUAAAGAGAGUUUUACCCUCGAUUCUAUACCAAGAGAGCUACCUAUCAGUGCGCGACUUCACGGAAACCCAUAUCAAAGAAAGCAUAAUGAAGACGAUAAACUAUUGCUUGAAGAGGCUCCGUUAACUUUUGAAGUUAUUUUUACCGAAAUGAACAUUCUUGUGAGCGUUUUUGACGAAAUUAAAAAUUCUACAACACACCGGUUCUUUAUUCCUGAACAUAAACUUGUCAGAGUCAAAAAACGAAACAUGCCAACAGGCUAUAAACCUAGAUCUCACCACAAUCAAAAAGAAAGAUUAAUGAUUGAUCUGCUGUCGGAAAAAGACUUUAAUUCUAUGUGUGUAACUUAUCGUGAGUAUCAAAAGCCUCCUCAAAUACCGCCGCCGAUUCCACCCCGACAGAGCACACUGCCAAGAAGGCAGACAAAUAGAGCAUCAUAUAAGUCUUCUGACAGUGAAGACGAUGAUUACGAAAUGCCAUUUGUUGCCAGAGAAAAUAGUCAUAAAGAACCAGUAGAUAAAAAGUAAGUAGGCCUCGAAGAAUAAUAAUUAUCAAUGUCACUAUCAAUGAUGGGCGUUACUCGUGUUAGGCCUAUAUACACACAGCAGACCCAGACUUCAAUCACGGCUAUGUUAGAUUAGGCCAAUAUUUUUUAAAAAUGCACAUUUUAGAGAGUUCUGACAAAAGUCAUGAAAGCUCUGAAAGAAAAUGUUUCUUUUUGGAUUAAGGAAAUAUAGAAGGUUUUGACAAAACAGCGACGAUAUGGGAGUGUUGUUUAGUUUUUUUUUCUGAUUCAGUAGACAUGAACACUGUGUUCUCAUUGGCUAAUAACUAUUUGAUAUAUUUUCUUAUUACUCAGUUGGAAGUCAGUUUCUUCCAACUUCGAGUAACAAUCGAGUAAUAAAACAAUAAGUAUGUGAUACUGGUACUGGUACAAAUAGCCGUCUUUUCACAGAUAUUUGGCAGACAUUGACUAAAGGUUGUCAUUAGAAGGAUACUGCUUUUAAGGGAACCAACAGCAACAUUGUCAUUAUCAUAGAGGAGAACAGUAUAAUGCAGUAAAUUAAUAUAAUGCAGUAAAUUAAUAAAUGCAUUGUAUUAUAUAGUAGGCCUACUGCUCGUUCUGACAUAAUUGCCGGCUUAGCAAAGACCUUGGCAUGUAAAAUAAUGAAAUAUUUAUUGAAUCUACAGGUUUCUCUUUAUUAAUUUCGGUAAUAAAUAGAUUUAGCAUUGAUGAUCAUAUAUCUUCCUUUUUAUUCUUGUCUUUAUUUUCUCUGCUCUUUUUCUUUACUUUUUCCCUUCCUUUUCCCCCUUCUGUCUCUUUCCCUCCCUCUCCCUCUCUCUUUCCUCUUCUUACCCAACCCGGUAAAAUCAGUCAGUGAGAGGGAGGGGGCUGUCUACCCCCCUGCCCCUGCCCUCCGCCUGUUACGCCACUGAUUAAAAGGAUGGGCCCCACGAUCGAGCAUUGACGAACUCCACAGGUAAGAUAUUGAGGGCUAGAUACUUGAGAUGAAAUGCGAACAGAUUGUCGUCUGGAUGAAAGGUAUGAUCGGAACCAGGCUAAGCCAUUCCUGAGUCUAGAGGAGGAUACUAUGGACAAUUAUGUCAAAAGCAGCUGAAAGAUCUAGGUAAACUGCUAGGACACACAGGCCAUUGUCUAAAGCAUGCAUAAUAUCGUCAUGAACUUUCAAUAUUGCUGCUUCAUUGCUGUACAAUCUCCGAUACGCAGACUGGAAUGGGUCGAAUAAGUGUUGCACUAAGCUUGAAACAACAGCAUUCUCAAUAAAGUUAGAAAUAAAAGGUAUAUUGGUAAUAAUUGGCCGAAAGCUGGAGAGGAGAUUUGGAUCAGACGUAGGUUUCUUUAAUGUGGGAGUUACAAGACCAACAGGGGUGAAGCUGGAUAAGCAGACCAGGAUUUUCGAGGGAAAGUGGUCCCAGGCACAUGUUGUAUGAAUAAGUAAAUAGAUGAGCUUUUGGACAUCGUCGUCAGUUACCAAGGUAAAAUAAUCAAAUUUAGUAUAAUUACCAUGUUGUGUAAUGAUGAGAUUUGUUUGCGUUUCAAAACUGAUGGAUGCUUGCAUUUGCUUGAUUUUGUCAUGAAGCAGUUUGACUUUUUGGCAAAAGAACAUGUUAAAAUCAGUAGCUAAAUGCAGGUUGCUGUCAAAUGAUAGAAGUAUUUCUUCGGGGCGUUUCCCUAAAAGCUUCUUUGCGUGUUUGAAGAGUUGGUUUUAGUUAUUACCGCACCCAUCUACUUGUGUCUGUAUGUAGUCGGCUCUUGCCUUAUCAAGUACAUGGUGGUAUUCAGAGCAUUGAUUCUUGUAAUGUACAAGACAAUCCUUGGCUUUUGACUUGUACCAUCGGCGUUCAGCCAUCCGUCUUCUUCUUUUGUCCUCUCUACAUGUGUCUUUGAACCAUUCAGAUGCCGUUCGAACACAGCUUUUUUCUUUAAAGGAGCAA
Molecule: messenger RNA, 4062 nt
Organism: Anneissia japonica
Lineage: Eukaryota; Metazoa; Echinodermata; Crinoidea; Comatulida; Comatulidae
Exons: 3
Coding region: 321-2132 (603 amino acids)
Source: RefSeq, a predicted model, not a curated record